Messenger RNA from Theileria parva strain Muguga, 926 nucleotides. RefSeq names its product Mitochondrial ribosomal subunit family protein. The transcript has 6 exons. The record is from RefSeq and is a predicted model, not a curated record. NCBI's taxonomy places the organism in Eukaryota, Apicomplexa, Aconoidasida, Piroplasmida, Theileriidae. Bases 119 to 910 code for a protein of 263 amino acids.
AUCACUUUAAUAUCCCUGUUAAAAUUUAACUAUGAGUGAUAACACAUUAGAUUUGCAAUUGCACAAGCUAAUUAUUUAUAAAAAUUAGAUUAUCUUUAAUAAAUGAGAAUUUUUAAUAAUGAGUAAAAAUCUUAAAACACAUUUGUUACCCCAAGCUAGCAUAUGUAACAUUGAUUUAUUUAUUAUACACAACAUGAGUUUACUCGUAAAAUAUUUCUUUCCUCCCUCAAAAUAUUAUAUUUGUACUGGAUUCCAUCUAAUGGAAUCGAAUUUGUUUGUGCUAACCCAAACUAUGGGUAAGAAGAAGAGAAGGAAGGUUGAGAAGGUUGUAAAGACUCCAGAACAAGUUGAAACUUCUUCCAGCAAUGUUAUUCGUCGACAGGAUAUGGUUGGGACGCCAGAAACUCCAGAAUCUAUUUCUAAAACCAUUAAGGGCCAAUUAACCCUAAUUUCUAAGGGUUAUAUAACUAGAAAACACAUCGCAAGAUUCCGCAAAUACAAGGCUUUACGAGAACUUGGUAAAACUCAUGAUUCUCCAAAUUCGCUUAAGAGUUCUUUUGUAACACCUCUUACCAGACUACAGCAUGAAUCUGAGCUCCCUAAAACCUUGAACCACACUAGGCACGACUUUCCUCACACUUUGCAUUACAAGGUAGAUUGGUACGGAUCCUCUACUCCUCACCCUCAUCCUCCUGACAAUCGAUGUUACGUUUCAUUUAAUUUUAAGGAUUUGAAUCUAACUUACAAACAACUUGAAGGCUUGAAGGAAAUUUUAGGGCCGAAAAGAUAUGAUUUAAAGAGCGGAAUCUGUGUUUUGGAGUCUGAUUUGUUUGAUAACUUGAACCAAAAUGCAUCAUACCUAGGUGACAUUACUGAGAAAUUGAUGAAAGUUGUUAAAAAUUUACACUAAUUUACAUUGCCCAGUC